GCGGCAGGCAGGUACGCGAGUCUCGUGAGCCGCUCAGCCUGGCUAAGGUCCUUGUAAUUUAAUAGGACAUGUGACGAGAGCGAACCAGCGGAAAGGGGAGGCAACAUGGCGGAUGACUUGGCCUACGGUACGGUGCCGUCGUUUUACCGCGAGGUGUACGACAUCGUCUGCCCCAACCCUGCAGACGGGAAAGUCGACCAGGAUGUGUUCAUCAAGAUACUCGUGAAGUCCAGUCUACCCAAACAAACUCUGAGCACGAUAUGGGAAGCAGCCGACAACAAACAAGGGUACCUGACGCGUAGCGGUUUGUACAAAGCCCUGGCUCUCACAGCCUUAGCACAGCAAGGCAAGCCAGUCAGUGAAAAGAUGCUGGAGAACUAUGGCAAAGAGGAGCUGCCAAAGCCUCACUUGGGUGACUUGUCUGAUCUGAGGACACUCAGUGCUCAGGUCCGACGAGAGAAGAAUCCCAAUGUCCUCAGUUACACGUACAAAGACCUGGUGGCCCUGGACUCAGUCACCAUCGACCUGGUGCCGGAGAAGAAGGGACUACUCUUAAAGCAUGUCGAGUAUGAAGUCAAAAGUGAGUUUUUCAAGUCGUCGGUGAUGCGGCGGUACAGCGACUUUGAUGCCUUGUACGACAUGCUCAUAUCCCGCUACCCCUACAGAAUGGUGCCUAGACUACCGCCCAAGAAAAUGCUUGGAGCCAACCGCGAGUUCAUUGAGGGUCGGCGGAGGGCCCUUUUACGAUUCCUGACGCUGGUUGUCAGACAUCCCGUGUUCCACAGUAGCGAUGUCAUCAGGUAUUUUCUAACCUUUCAAGGAACAGACAUGCAGCACAGGAUCAAGGAGCAGUUCCGCGGCACCCCAGACGAGUACGUGACCAGCCCGCUGGCCCUCUCGGCCAAGGAGCUGGUGCCCAUGGACACGCAGAUGCAGUACAGCAACGCCCGGGAGCACGUCAAGCGCCUCUUUGCCAGCAUCUACCAGCUGAAGCACAUCGUGGACCAGAUGGCCCUCCGUUCCGCAGCCAGCGCCAGCGAUAUGCUGCUGAUGGCCAAGGAGCUGAACAUGAUGGGCAGCGAGAGCCAGGUGGCCUCCACCUGGGCCAUGGGGGUCAACGAGUCCUGGCCCAAGAUCAAGACGGGCCUGAAGGCUAUCUCGGUGGAGUUUGCUGCAUUGGCCGACAAGCACAGCGUGCAGGGAAAGAGAGAAGAUAACAAUGUGGCAGAGAGGAUAGCCCUGAUACUGGACCUUCUGCAAGCUUACAAGGACUUAGGGGAUCGGCUGGAGAAAGGGCUGGUCAAGGACCACCAGAAUGCCCUGGCCAAGAUGGGCAGCAUCAAGAAGAAGAAGAUGACGGCCACCGUCAAGGGAUCGGACCACGUCGGAGAAGUGGAGCAGCUGGAAUCCAGGAUAAUUGAGCAAGAGAGCCAGAUCAUGACGAUGGAGAACCGGAACUACUUUUCCCUCCACUGCAUCCAGAUGGAGACUCAGCUGGUCCACGCCAACAUCGACAUCCUAGCGGAGGUGGUGCAAGCCCUGUCCAAGACGGAGCUGCAAGGACACAAAGAGUUUGUUGGGGUUUGGGAGGUCCUAGCGACUCAGUCCCCGACGUUGAGCGGUGGAGAGGAGCAAGCCGGGCCCAAGACACCCACCUCGCCCACUUCACCCGCCAUCUUGACAGCUGCGUCCUUCUAAACGUAGACCAUAGAGCUAUGUUCAAUUACUAGAGAGCUGACUAGCUUUAGAAAGUGAAGCCUGCUGGGCGCAUCCGUAUUUGUGCACGAACCUAUGGAAAAACUCAAAUCUUUGUAGCGCUUUCGUACAACUGCUUGCAUAUGUGUGUCUGUAUUCAAAAAUGAUGCCUCAAUGAAGCCACUUCUCAAAAAAAAAACACAACUCAGCACACAAGCAGCAAAUGAAUGUUUUGAUUGCAAAUGCAUAUGCAUUUAUGCAUAUUCGCUGGAAAUAAAUUUUGCUGAGGAUAGUGUCGUGCUAAUGAUAAACCUGCACUGUAUAUCAUUUGCGUGUUGCAGUUAGGGUCCAUGAUUUGGAAUUGUCCACCCUACUUCAAUAUUUGUUCCACAAACAUGAAUUCAAUAUGUCUGUGCCCAGACGGUGUCCAAGCUUCUCCGCCCGGGGAACGAGGAGUUAGCUUUCUAGUAAUUCUUCCUCUUUGAGGCAGACCCACAGUAUUAGAAGCCGCUACUGCGGUCGUAUACCCCCUGCUCAGGAUACAUGUGAGUUACGUGCCUCUUCAUUCAGACGAUUGUCGUGACUUGUCAAAAUACUCGUGUAUCAAGUUGAAGAAUGUGCACAUGAUUGAGGUGCCACGGGCACUGCUGGGGGGAAGGGGGAAAAGCGUACUUUUUUUGGGAGGGGGGGAAUUUCAUCACCAACGCACUGCUUAACUAUCAACAGUAGUAUGGGGUCGGUGCUGACGUUUUGACCAAGCAUGUUGGUGGUACACUUUCUUUUCCCACUUUUUAAAAUUUUAGUUCAAAAAUUCAGUGGUGUGAGAGUUCAGCUUUUUCGCUAAUUUCAGCUUUUCUUGUUUAGAUGCUGACCCCGAUUUUCUUUUUUUUUUUUUUUUUACACCUGGUCUAUACAAAAGUAUGGGAACUUUUUACAAUUCAGCUUUUUGUUAGCUGUAUUCGGCUUUAAUUUUAAGUAGCCACUCGCACCCCUGAAGAUAUUUUGUUGGUGGAGGGUCACCCCUUACACCUCCCCCCCCCCCGCAAUGCCUAUGUCAUGUGCCACUGGAGUCAUAGCAUCUCCUUGGAUUAUAUUAGUCCAUAGAACGACGGGAUUGAUUUAGAACUCGUGCUGUAUCGUUGUCAUGGUCCCCACAUAUGACGUAAUAUCAUAACUUUACAAUCUUGGAUGUUUUCUUCGGUACCAGUGCCCAGAAUUGUGGGUGAUGUUUGCAUGAUUGCUGGACAAAUUUAAUCACUGAAAGAUAACUGAUGGGGAUUUUUUGAUCUGUUGCCACAAAACCCACCUGCAUUUAUUUUUACUAAACCUUUAGUAUUGUGUCUACAGUUAUAAAUGCCUUGUGAAUGGCCCCAUGUUUAUGAAUUGUACAUGUUUAUUUGCCUAAUUAUCUCUCUUGUUUGUAUUUUGUGAGGUUACUUAAUGUGAACAGUGAUAGCUAAUAUUACUGGUCUCUUUUCAGUUUUUGUUUUUCAAUUUUAUACACGUAUGUCAGUUUUCAUGUGCUUCUCAUUCUGCAGAAGUCUAUGUGCAUUGCAACCAGGUGUUGUAGUUUGAGGAACUCUGUAAUUCUCUUUUUAAUUUUAAGAAAACAGACUUAGUAUUCUGUAGUCAAAACUUCAGUUUUUUCGUAGUGCUUCUUUUCCUGAAUGUGCCUGUUCACCGUAAGCAGAAUUGCGGUUUCCCCUGCGGUACUGAUGUGUUUGAGGUGGUCAAAAGAAUUUUGCCAAAAUUUUAGCGCCUAAAACAAAACCAAAUAUGUUUGAAAAGGUCUCAAAUAAAUUCGAAACAGUCUAACAGUACAUUUACUCAAAAUUUCUCCUCAAAAAUAAAUUGAUCUUGUAUUCUGUGUCCCUCUCAAACAUUCUGCACAAUUUGAACCUGAUCUAUUUCAAACUAUCUAAAUUGUUUUGCUUUUUCCUUCUAUGUUUGUCUGUUGUAAGUGUGAGGUUGUAAAAUUCAACAGAAAAGGCCUGAGGCGGUCACUAAAAUCAGUGAAGUGGGUCGCCUCCCCAUUGAAUAGUCAGGGGAAACCUUGUGGAGAACAGGCAGUAGACGAGUAAUCCUGUCUGUCACCCUUGAUUCUUCACUGUUCCCACUUUGUCGAUCUCCCAAAACACUUAAACCCCACACAGUUUACCAACCACAAUGGCACCUGAAAGCACCAGUUGUAGCAUGGUUGCACCGUAAUGGCUUGCACUGUGUUGUGUGAGCCCAGUUGCCUUGAUUUGAACACUAUUUCAACUUGGCAGUUUGCUGCAGUAUUAUUACAGCUGUACGCUCUGCCUCGCAGAAAGGGGUGCAUGGACGUGGCAGAAGGGUUGAGGGGCCUCAUGGGAUAACUAGCAAGAAACUGGUCAGGGGAGAGAAUUAAGAUCAUACGAAGGGAGAGAACUGACACAUUCAGCGAGACUAUCAGCUGCUGCCAGUAUAGCCGCGUCCGAAUCAGCAUGGCUGUGGCUGGGAGUAACAUGCGUCUAUGGGAAAUUACAGCAGCCGCCAGUCAAUGACUUCCAUAGCCUUGUGUAUCUUGCCCAGCCGUAGCCAAGUAAAUCGGACCUGGCCCGAUAAUACAUUGCCAAAUAGUGCUUCUUUGCCUCCAGAUCGUGCAAUGUUCUGCGCGAGUGAGCUGCAAGAAUAUUCUUUGAAAAAUUUUUUGAUGCGUCUCAAAGAAUGUCCUCUGACUUGUGCGCAGCUGGUCGUUGUAGUCCUGUUAAUGAUACACAGACUUUUUAUUGGGUGUCUUCGUGUACGAACACUGUAUACUCGUUGUUAAUGGCAGGUCCCCAUGCAAAUUGUUUUUUACAUAAAAGUGAAUCUGGUUCACUGAUAUAAAAUUUGCAUGUAACUGGUCAUUUCAUGAACACUGCUCUAGAGUUCGAGUGGUGGUGUAAUGGCGACAACCCCACAGGAAAUUUAGAAUGGUCCUGAAUCAGAGACAUGAAUGUUGGAGGAUGGAUUUUUUCCAUCGUCUUUUCCAACAGAUCCCACUGGAGCUUAGAAUUGGGUCUGUGAUUGGAGGUGAAUUGGUUCUGCACUUUUGAAUGCAGUGAUGUAGUGGAGUCCAUCGCCAGUCCUGUCACAACUCCCUUCAUGAGUCCAGUCACAAGUCCUCUCACAAGACUGGUCAUGAGUAACGGGGGUGUACAUUGGCAAAGGAGUGCUUGGGCCUGUUUGUUUCACGUAGAUCUGGGUUUCAAUCAUUGGUCCCAAAUCUGGUCUGCGCUGUCCAUUAGGUGGGUUCUGGUGUUAGUGAACCAGUGAACUGAUUGCAAUCGCGAUCCGUGUGAAACAAACAGGCUGCUUACGUCAGAACUCACUUAAUUAGCAUGUGGCUCAGCCUAAGACCGAAUGGCUUGUGCUCGACUUUUGGGGACUCUUGAUGGAUUCAACUACAACACUGCUUGAAUAUAUGCAUCCAUACUCCAUAAGUUAGUGAACCGCAUCAUAACUGUGGUCACUGGUGUUUGAUGGUGGGAAAAAAAGAAGUAUUUGGGGGUUGGAAGUCAGGAAAGAUUACAGUUUUUAAAAUCAUCUAUUCCUCUUGCAUUUCAGAUAUUUCGCUUAAACUGCUUUUGGUAAACUUAACAAUUUCAGCAUUUUGUACUUUCAUGUAUUUCAGUAAGUCAUGUAUAAGCAUCCCACAUUAUGUAUAUACUUUUAUUGUGAUGAGGCCUAUUUGAAAAUGGUGCCAAAAAUGAGUGUCUUUGUGUGUUAAAUCUCUAAAAUUGCUUAAAAGCAUAGUCAGCAUCCUUUGCACUUGAUAUGAUUUCAAAUAUGCUCUGUGUGUUUCCUGUCCUUAGGGAAAAGUUACCAAUACUCAAUUAAUCAUUUGCUUUUUAAAUUUAAUACAAAUGAUGUGUGAGCCGGCCUGAAGAUUUCAAAUAUGCAGAACGACAGAUAGUAGGUGGAACAUUAAUUGGAGAGUAUGCACAGUGUUUUUAAUGUCUGAUACUGCGUAGACACCUGGUGAUUUUUGGAAUUUUCUGGUACAGCAUUGUUCACAUUGUUCAUUGCUUUAGAAGAGGAAUCUUUUCCAAAGGGUAAUUGUAGUCAUUCUGUUCCAUGUUCCACUGAAGCCAAAGAUCAUUGGCCCUUGCUAAACUACACCACCGACUUCGGUGCACUAGACAGGAGAAGUAAUCAUCGUAGUGUACAAUUCUUUUCACUGUUCCGCACAGUCAGAAGAGAAAUGUACCUUGGUGCAUCGGGGUUUGAGCUGAAUAGGAUCAUUUGAUGCUGGGUACUGUUUUCUUUAAAAGGGAGUUGGAUUGGUCAAAUCAUGUCAAGUGACCACAGCGUGUAUUCUAUGAUUGGCUUAAAUCACAGUGUAUAAACGUGCAGCCAAUAAUGGGCAGAGUCAUUGGACUUUGAUUGAGCCACUGUGCCGGGUAGCCUUUUGCUUUGUGAGGAAGUUGUGGCUGUGGCUGCAGAUAGCGUGUACACGAAUGGAAGAUAGUGGCAACUGUCAGCCUCAACCAGUUGAUUUAGAGAUUGCCUUGGCCUUUUAUUGAUAAUAACCAAAUGCAGUUCAUGGAAGAAUGCAUCAUAUUAGCCACAGUCUGAUUGGUUAAGGACUUAUUGCUAUGGUGAUGGGUGCUGAUUGAACGAUCUGGCUCUUUCAACAGAAGUUGUUGAAACUUUGCAGAAAGGACUUAAAGAGUUGAGGAAGGCUUGUGAAGCCUUUAUACCUUUGUGAAAAUUAUAGAAAUGUGUUUAUUAGAGGAUUCUAGAUUUUUUUGAAAAGAUGGACAGAAUAAUUUUCAUUUUCUUUUUUUAUUACAGAGAGCUUGCCAGAAGGUUUAAAUUUACUGUUAUUGAUUGAAAAAUUAAUUUUAUUAUGCAACUUGGUGAUCAGAAAUGAGCACCUGCAAGACCGUACCAGGUAAUUUUUUUGGUUUUGAAAGUUCAAACAAAAGGUAAGCAUGGUUCUAUAGUAUUUGUUUACCUCUAGCAACUUCCUUCCCAUGGAAAUAGUCCCCAUCCCAGUGAAACGGGUUCCUAUGAAAUGAGUGUACACAGUAACAUUUUUGCCUUGUGUACUAGAAGAUCAUUCAGCUCAUUACUUUGGCAUAUCGCUCGUGAGGUGUGGUAGUAGAGUCCAUGGCAAGUCCCUGCAAGAUGAUCACAUGCCCAUCACAUCAAGUCAUGAGGUCUUAAGCCAACUCGCAAGCUAUUCAAAUGAACUGUGACAACAGCAUUCUUUGUCAUUGCUGACCCCUUCACUUAUGACUGGCCUUGUGAAGGGGGGUGUGACUGGUUUUGUGGAGGGAUUCGUGAAAGGACUUGUGAUGGCUGACUGUACUACAGUACUACCGUCGUGUGAUACACUGACAAAAGGGGGUCACGUGAAUGUGUAUUCAAAGUGUUUGAUUCCCACACUGUUUUAAGUGUGAGUCCCCAUCAGAACAGGAUUCUGCUUGAUGAAAUUGUCUGAAGAGUUGCUUAUCUGCCAUUCUUUUGUAAGAAUUCAGGAGGUGAUAUCCACAAAGGGUUGUUGAUCCAAUUGAGAACCUGGCCCAAAUAGGAAUGGAGUUACUUCUCUACAUUGAGAUAAUGGUCAUUCCCAUGACCUAACCUCAUUUCUCGUGUCACAGUAUGUCUCCAAUUCUAUUUACCCUGCACCCUUUGAUUUCAUUUCAUGAAGACUUUACGUUGAACUCCUCUUUACUGAACUUGUUCGUGGAUAACAUUAAAAGUGAUUGUGUCUCUCCAGAUUUAGAUGCACUGAAAAGUGGUUGAUAAUCAUCCCCUUGUGCAACCCACUCUGGAAGUAGAACUGUGAACGAUAAUCUGUAUAUAGACAUGGAUCGUGUUUUCAGUGUGAAUUUGAUAACUCAAAAGUAUAUAUAGAGUAAAGUUUAUAUACUUUUUUUGGCAAGGUGAUAGUAAUAAGCACAAUAAACAUUUCAGACACAAAA
Molecule: messenger RNA, 7634 nt
Organism: Acanthaster planci (crown-of-thorns starfish)
Lineage: Eukaryota; Metazoa; Echinodermata; Asteroidea; Valvatida; Acanthasteridae
Gene: snx8
Product: sorting nexin 8
Biological process (GO): intracellular protein transport; early endosome to Golgi transport
Cellular component (GO): early endosome membrane
Molecular function (GO): phosphatidylinositol binding
Source: RefSeq, a predicted model, not a curated record